AUGUUGCGCCACGUGCUGUGCGUGUUGGCCCUCGCGCUGUGCUGCUGCACGUCUGUGUGCGUGGCUGGCGGUGCUAGUGGCGUUGCAGGAGCUCCACUUUCGCAGGUUGCUGAGGGGCAAGUGAAGGGCUCCGGAACUCUUGCUGUGGAGGCCGCGAAGGACGCUGCAGCGGAGGCGGAAAAGGCCACAGCGGCGGUGAGCGCACUUGAUGCACAAAAGAAGGAGGCGUUAGAGAUAAUGGAGGCUGCAAAGAGUGCCUUGGAAGGGGAUAAUGUGGAAGCCGCAAAAACAGCAGUGCAGGCGGCGAUAACAGCAAGAAAAGCAGCAGAGGCGUCACAAACGACGACAGAGCAAACUACCGCAGAAGCGAGGUUUGCCUCGUUGCUGACAAAGGUGCCUGAGAUCAAGAAAAUAAAGGACCUCAUGUCUGCUUCGUUUGGAGCGAAGUGGGAACUUGUGCUGUUGGCGAAUGAGACCAAAAAGGCCAGCAACGCCAGCGAGGCUGCCUUGGCUGCAGCUGCAGCAGCGGAGAAGGCGAAGGAGGCGGCGAAGAGUGCGAGGGCUGCAGGGGCGGGAUUUGAGGAGGCGGCUGCAAAGGCGGCGGCGGCGGAGCAAAUGUUUACCGAGGCAGCGAAGAGGGCGACCAGCAUAAUGGGCACCGCAAAGAGCGCCAUCGAGCCCGCCAGGAACGCAGUGGCUGAAGCCCGAGAUGCGUACUUCGUGGUCUUGGCGGUGUGGAAGGGUUUGGCCUCGGAUGACGGUGUUGCGACAGGUACAACAGAGCAAAAAGUAACGGUUGCAGUAGCGGCCGCGGCGGAGGCAUUGAGGAGGACAGUGGAGAAAAUGAAGGAGACAGAGAGCAGCGUCGCGGCGGUGGUGAGCGGAGUUACAACAGCAACGGAGAAUGUGGAAGCUGCGGCGAAGGCGGCUGAAAACGCGCUGAGACGGAAAACAGAUGAGAAACCGAUUUCUGAGGAAGUUGCCCUUCAAGAAAAAGAAAACGUUGUACAGCCAGAAUCUAUUGGUGCGAGAGAGACAGGGGCGGAAUCAACGAGCAGUGAUGCCCUUUCUCCCUCAGAAACGGAAUCAACAAGCAGUGAUACCAUUCCUCCCUCAGCUGAGGAUGUUGUGCAUGCGGCGGAGCCCACAAACACUGCCGCUGCCGAUCCCGACACAUCUACAGUUCCCCCAACAACAACAACAACUGAUGUGACUACUCCUCUGGCGACUGCGGCUGGCAAGACGGACGGCAGCACUUAUGCACGGAUGUGUACACCGCUGCUGCUGGCUGUGGGAGCGAUGACCCUUGUGGCUGUGUGCUGA
Messenger RNA from Trypanosoma grayi, 1323 nucleotides. RefSeq lists its product as hypothetical. The record is from RefSeq and is a predicted model, not a curated record. Bases 1 to 1323 code for a protein of 440 amino acids. The transcript has a single exon. NCBI's taxonomy places the organism in Eukaryota, Euglenozoa, Kinetoplastea, Trypanosomatida, Trypanosomatidae.